Messenger RNA from Hippoglossus stenolepis (Pacific halibut), 3395 nucleotides. Its product is annotated as LIM/homeobox protein Awh. Gene Ontology annotation, molecular function: DNA-binding transcription factor activity, RNA polymerase II-specific; RNA polymerase II transcription regulatory region sequence-specific DNA binding. The transcript is spliced from 6 exons. NCBI's taxonomy places the organism in Eukaryota, Metazoa, Chordata, Actinopteri, Pleuronectiformes, Pleuronectidae. Gene Ontology annotation, biological process: neuron differentiation; regulation of transcription by RNA polymerase II. Bases 1367 to 2530 code for a protein of 387 amino acids. Gene Ontology annotation, cellular component: nucleus. The record is from RefSeq and is a predicted model, not a curated record.
GAAAAACCCAUUGUAAAGCUCAGCACCGCCCCCUGGUGUAUCUCUGGUGCACUGCGUCCCCUCAGAGCCUGUUCUCUCACCUCAGUUCUGAUUCUGUUGUUGCUCCCGAAAAGAAUCAAAAGGAUUCAUAUUGAAAACUGAUGCUCGUGAUAUUUAAAUCACUAACUGAUGAAAACAGGAGGUUUUCAUCUGUUUCUUUUCUGAAUAUUUGUCUUUGUGUCGUGAAGCUCGUGUCUCAUCAUCACACAGAAUCACAAUAACGUCUGUUUCUCAGGGUGAAGACGAUCCCAGGCGACUUUUUAAACCCUGUGUGUGUGUGUGCGUUGUUUUAAUUGGUCCCCAGGGUGCACCCCCACCACCACAUUCACCAGGUGGCCAAUCAGAUCAGUUCUUACCUGAGUCACCUGGGCCUCUUGUUUCCAGGUGUGUGUGUGUGUGUGUGCGUGUGUGUGUGUGUGUGUGUGUGUGUGUGUGUGUGUGUGUGUGUGUGUGUGUGUGUGUGUGCGUGUGUGCGUGUGUGUGUGUGUGUGUGUGUGUGUGUGUGUGUGUGUGUGCUGCUGUCAGGAUGGAUGAAGAGGUGGAAACUGAUCCUAAACACCAGGAGACAGGAGGCGGCAGAGACACCUGAGGCAGGUGAGUGGACGUCUGUCAAAGAGCAGGAGAGGAAACAGGGAGACGUCCAGAAGAAAAGAAAUGAUUCCUCUGGAAGAAGAAAGACAGUUUUUGAAGAGCUGAAGAAAACAUUUCCACUUUUAAAGAGAUGAGACGUUUGAGGGAUUCACAUCAACCAGAGGACAAACAAGAAAGGUACGAUUUAUGAUGAUUAUUUUGAAUAUUACUACGUUUAUUAUUAUUCAUCUUCUUGUGUUUAUUCUUGUUAAUAUUCUUAUGAGCAAACCAAACUCAAAUAUCAUCAGUUUGCAAUAACAUCAACUUUCCAGAAGAGAAUAUAUUCUAAUAAAAUAACUAAUGAUCAGUUUCAUUAUGGAUCAUUCUACUGCACCUUCUACUCCAGUGGAUGAAAAGAUACUGAGGUUGUUUCUGUGAAGUGUGUUGUUGUAUGAUUUUAUUGUUUAGUUUAUGGUUUGUGUUAUUUAUUUGUUGAUGUGAUAUAUUUAAAUUCAAAAAGUAAAAAAAAACUGCAAAACAGGACAAAUUUUUAAAAAUAAAAAAAUAAAUAUUUUUACAGAUUUGAAGAAACCAGUGGAUGUUUCUGAGUCGUCGAGGUAUUAAACUACUUUUCACUCAUGAUAACCUUGUUGUUGUUUAUUAAUGUAGAAUUAAAUGAGUCUGUUUUUAGCUCUCUAACGAGGCCUGUGAUUCCGGAGAGGACUGAUAAUUACCCCUCCACCUCCUCGGGACAAUCAUGAUGUCGCCAGACGCCCGGGCCCUGGAGGACCUGUUGUUCGGCAGUGACCUUGGUGACGAGGCAGAGGGGUCGGAGCCGGGCGGCGGCCCAGCGGGGGGGGAGGAAAGUGCUGCUGCAGACAACGCUCCGACAGCGGUUUCCAUUCAGGAGCCAAUGACGUGCUCCGGUUGUGGCGAGCAGGUGUGCGACCGCUUCUUCCUAUUGGCUGCGAGCCGGGUGUGGCACGGCACCUGCCUCCGCUGCAGCCAAUGUCAGUGCGAGCUGCAGACACACCCCUCGCUGUACUGGAGAGACGGGGACAUCUACUGCCAGCAGGACUACAGCAGGAUGUUUGGCGGCGGUCAGUGUGCUCGCUGCUUCCAGCCAAUCCCAGCGUCCGCCCUGGUCAUGAGGUCUGGUGAGCUGACGUUCCACCCUCACUGCUUCUCCUGCCAGGAGUGUGAUGUCACACUGAUGCCAGGCAACCUGUACUGUGUCCAGGGCCAGAGCCUCUACUGUCAAUCACACUAUCAUGGGGACGGGACUGUGGCCAUGUCCCACAAUCCUCAGCUCAGACCUCAUCUGAAAGACGGUGAGGGGGAGGAGUCUGUCAGCAGUUCAGAGCCACGGUUGGACGACAGGGUGUCAGGUGGACGCACUCGCCGGCGGACCAAGCGAAUCAGGACGUGUUUCCGCAGCGAGCAGCUCCGAGCCCUGGAGUCAUAUUUCGCCCAGAAGCACAACCCUGACGGAAAGGACUGGACGUGUCUCGCACACAAGACGGGCCUCCCCAAGAGAGUCCUGCAGGUGUGGUUUCAAAACGCUCGGGCCAAACUGCGGCGCUCUCUGACCUCGGACGACUCUCAGGUCAACUCCCCCUCCGCCCCCCUGAGAGCAGCCAUCUCCAUGGUGACCAGCUCGCCCCCCCCCCAAGCCUGCUCCCCACUCGACCAAUCAAGGCCCUUCAUCCCCAGCACCAUCGACCAGCUGCAGCUGUCUCUCCUCACCGCCCCGCUCUGCGGCCUCCCGCCGAGCCCGACUGCCAAUCCAACUCGCCAGCUGCAAAACCCCGCCUUCUUCCUGGACUACGAUUCCCAGAGUGCACUGGGGUGUGUCUCGUCUCUGGAGGCCUGCGAGGACUUUGUGGAGGCGGGAGGAGGAGCCGAAGAUCACUACUGUUAGAGGAUAAACAAUAAAUCUUCUCCUUCAUUUACUUUAUUUUAUUACAGACGAGUUCUAAUCAUCAGAUCUCAACACCAUUAAUGUGAAGGAGCACCAGUAGGAAAUGUUGUGUUAGCAUUAGCAGUAAAUGAAUCCAGAAUUCAGAUUAGAAACAAUAAAACCAGAUGACUCUCCCUGUUUCUGAUGUGUCGAUGUGUUUUUGUUUUAUUGGAGAUCAAAUGGAGCAGUGAAGAUUCUCUCACUUCCUGACAAAAGAAAGACAUUUACUCCAAACCGAAGAAGCUUCAGGAACAAGGAGAAUUUCAUCUUUGGAUCAACGAGCUGAGAAAUGAUCCCGAUCGCUUCCAGGAGUUUCAGGACGUCAGUGAUCCAGUUUGAUUCUCCACCAGCUGAGAGACCAAACGUUAACAAGGACAAAACUCAGUUGAUCCUGAACAGCUCGAGCAAACUGGGACGACUUGGACAGAAGAGAAAACGCAGAGAAUCAAACCUGUUCUGAAAACCUUACUGACCGAACAAAGUUUCUGUGCGUAAAAGUGAUUCUUUACAUUUUUAAACAUGCAACAAUUUCAGACGGAAAAUACAGACUUGGUGUGGAAAGUAUCUGAAACAACGAGAAACAAAAGGUGCAGAGAAGUGCAUCAGUGUCUCAGGAUAUUUACUGUACAUAAAGAUUUUGUGCGAAACAAAAGAUAAAGUAUCUUGGAUACAAACGCCGCCAUCUUGUGGUGGUGACCUCAUCUGGAGCCAGAUCGUGGCGUGGAGCCGUGGUGUCGAGGUCCCGCCCAUACCACCGCUUGGCCAAUCCUAGGUCAGCCUCAGCUGUCAAUCAUGACUUCUUUUGCAAUAGAAUCCUUGGGCUUUU